UCGAUUUACGCAGCGCCACAAAAAGUCGAACACACAUGGAUGUGGUGGUGUGAUUUUGAAAAUGACAGUAAUUGCGUCUUGCAUGUUCUUAUAUCCAUAGUGAAAUUGAAAUGCUAUUAAUGAACACGUUAAAUGACUCUGAUCAGUUCCGCGUGUCUGUUGCUGCGAUCAGUUUCACGCUAUGUACAUCAGGCGAAACAUAAAAGCCCAUGUAUUCUUUCAACAUCACGUCUUUACACUGGGGGAACUUCAAAGACAGCAGAGCAGUCCAAAGCCCAACUUAGAAAAUUCAAAGAUGAAGAGAAGCUUUUUAAAAGAAGAUUGCUAUCAUUACAUCAGAGGUUUGCUGAUGUACCUGAGAAAACAACAUUUCAGGGAAAAAAUCACAUAUACUUUGAAGAUGGCAAAGGAAUCUACAGAUCAGCCCUGGGACAUGGUGAUGAGGAGAUGGUGGAGAUCUUCUCUGCUGAUUGGGGAGGAGAUGUAUAUGGAACGAUCCAGAAGAUCAGACUGUCUCCAUCAGAGAGCAUUAUGGCAGCCACUGUGAAGAAAGACCAUCACGAGGAGACCAGAUGUGUGUUGGUUCAUCUAGGGGGAAUUUCCCUUUCUCAGAAAGUCCUGCUGGUUUUAGACAAUGUUAUUAGUUUUGAAUGGGCCACAGAUGAUGUCCUGUUCUACAGCACACAGGAGACUCUUAAAAGCCUGCAUGUUUUUCGUCUUCAUCUCAGUGAUACCGGUGUCCAGACUGACCUUGUUUAUGAAGAGAAAGAUCCAGAGUUCUUUGUGGAAGUCAGUCAUACCAGAGACCAGAGACUGGUCACAAUAAACUGUAACAGUAAGAGUAGUUCUGAAGUCUGGUUUAUUGACAGCAAGGCUCCAUUCUUGUCGCCCACCCUCAUUCAGUCCCGUCAGCCUGGUCUACUGUAUUUCGUGGAGCACUCGGAUGACCAUCUGUUUAUCCUUGCUAACACUGGAAAAGGACAGGAGUAUCAGGUCCUCAGGGCACCUGUAGCUUCUCCGUCCAUGCCACACUGGGUGCCGUUGUUCAGGCCUGUUCCAGGAACAGUCAUUAAAGAUAUGGAGCUGCUUCAGGAUCACUGUGUGUUCACACUGAAAGAUUCACAAUGUGGACUUCAGAUUCAGAUUCUUUCCUUAAAAGAGCCCUAUGAAUUAAAAGCUCUGCAGCUUCCUCAGUGGGCAUGUGAUCUAUCGCCAGAGCGUGUAGGGAUUUUGGAUGAAGGGUCAUUUGGUUUCCUCCUCUCCUCUCCAGUGCACCCACCCUUACGCUACCUCUGCUCCCCCAAGGCACAGCGGCUCUACGUAACAGAGGACAACACCCAGUAUAUCCCCCUUUCUGAAUAUAACACAACACGCCUGCAGGCGACCAGCCAGGAUGGAACAAUGGUGCCGUUGACUCUUUUUCACAUGCCUGCAUUAACUGAUCUGAGUAAAGCUCCAGUGCUUUUGCAUGUAUAUGGAGCUUAUGGUAUAGACCUCAACAUGACCUUUAGUCCUGAGAAGAGACUGCUGCUGGAGGAUGGCUGGGCUCUGGCCUACUGCCACGUAAGGGGCGGUGGUGAAUGUGGUCUAGCUUGGCACAGGUCAGGUUCUUUGCUGCAAAAGCAAAGGGGAGUGGAAGAUCUUGCAUCUUGCAUUCAGACUCUUCAUCGCUUGGGAGUGUCUCAGCCCACUUUGACUGCCCUUACUGCUCGCAGCGCCGGAGCCGUCUUAGCGGGGGCAUUGUGCAACCAAAACUCGCAGCUUCUCAGAGCUGUUAUUCUACAGGCACCUUUUCUAGAUGUACUGGGCACUAUGCAAGACCCUUCUCUUCCACUUACUAUAGAGGAAAGGGGAGAGUGGGGAGACCCCCUUUUAAGCCCAGAGCACAGGGACAACAUUGCCUCUUACUGCCCCUGUCACAACAUCACACCUCAGCUUUACCCAUCCAUGCUGAUCACAGCAUACUCAGAGGAUCGCAGAGUUCCAUUAUCAGGGGUUAUGAAUUAUGUGGAAAGACUGAAGAAAGCCAUUAAUGUGUAUACUUCUGGAGCCGGCGCUAACAGAAAGGAAAGCACUGAUCUGGAAACAGCACAUGUUCCUGUUGUCAUUCUGGACAUCCAGUCAGGCGCUGAUCACUUUGGACCUGAGGAUUUUUACCUAUCCUUAAAUGAGACUGCCCGACAGUUAGCCUUCCUGUACAGAGAACUCCGACUCAACCACCAAAAAACAGAGACAAACAGGAAGGUGACACGCAACUCCCAUUAACCCCAAAACUGAAACAGAGUGUUAUUGUGAAACAACCUGAUCAAGUUUUUUAUUUUUAUAUAAACCAAACAUUGAUUUUGUUACAUAGAUGUUUGAAAUCUUCAAAUAAACUGACGAAUAAAAACUCA
Messenger RNA from Paramisgurnus dabryanus, 2393 nucleotides. RefSeq names its product prolyl endopeptidase like (gene prepl). Gene Ontology annotation, cellular component: Golgi apparatus; cytoskeleton. Gene Ontology annotation, biological process: proteolysis. The record is from RefSeq and is a predicted model, not a curated record. Lineage: Eukaryota; Metazoa; Chordata; Actinopteri; Cypriniformes; Cobitidae. Gene Ontology annotation, molecular function: serine-type endopeptidase activity.